UUGUGCAAAUGGAUCACUAGUUUCCUUGCUGAUCGGAGCAUCAAGGUCGUAGUAGACGGUGCAUGCUCUGAUUACAAGCCUAUCAACGCUGGUGUUCCACAAGGGAGUGUCCUGGGACCGUUACUAUUUAUAUUGUAUAGUAAUGACCUACCUGAAUACGCAGAACAAAAUUUGACGCUAUUUGCAGAUGACAGCACCAUUACAGUACCUUGUAAAAAUAUUAAUACAUACGAAUAUGACAUAAACAAUUCCCUAAAAACAAUUAUGAAAUGGCUAAGUCACAAUAAUUUAAAAAUAAAUUUAAGCAAAACAAAGGUUAUACAUUUCAGUCAACGCAAACACGAUAAUAGUAAACUCAUAAUACAAUAUAAUAACUAUAAUAUUGCCGAAGUCGAAAGCACGAGAUUUUUUGGGCUAGAAAUUGAUGAAAAAUUGAAUUGGAAAUCGCACAUUAGGACUCUUUGUAAAAAUAUAAGUAAAUCUGCUUAUGCUCUAGGCAUAUUGUAUUCUAUAAUUUGUACGGAUGGACUCCUUACUGCGUAUUAUGUUACGGUAGAAACAUACCUACGAUAUGGUGUAAUAUUUUGGGGUAACUCUUGUGAUUGUUGUCUGUCUGUUUGUUCAGACUAA
Molecule: messenger RNA, 630 nt
Organism: Parnassius mnemosyne (clouded apollo)
Lineage: Eukaryota; Metazoa; Arthropoda; Insecta; Lepidoptera; Papilionidae
Source: the annotation of a GenBank genome assembly